GUGCUGCGAGUGCAUAAAGCGUAACGUUCUGGCUCCGUACAUUUCAACUGUGCUGUACAUCUGGCAGCAUUGUGGAAAAUCAUUUUGUCAUUCCAAUAAAUCUUGUUCGUCUAAGCAGUCCAAGGUUGAAGCUUGCAAACUUAAAUUCAUUUUUUUUUUUUAAACUUAAGUGCUGAUUGAUUUUACAACAUAGUACUUUGUGUGUUGGGAGCAAAGGCAAAUUUUUUGCUUCUAGAAUAUUUCCUCUACAUCUCCACUUUUGUUAGUUUUGCAAUAGUAUGAACGAAUGACGCCUACAACUUUAAAUCAUAUUUGCUGAGUUGCAGCUAACGCAGUUAUUUUGCGAUCAAGAGAUUUCCAGCAACAAUUGUACGGGCGUAGAUAAGUGUAAAAAUGGGAGACGAAAUCACCGAGAAAUUGAUAGAUUUAAGAAAUUACAUUCCAUUCAUAGAUUUUGCUCUAAAUCUAAGCGAAGAGAAAUACAGAAAAUUUCAAACUAUUAAAGAAUGGAUUAUUCAUAAAAAAAGAUUUGCGUUGGACAAUCUGAUUCAAAUUGAAAAAGCGAUUACCUGUCAAUACAGAAAAUUACUUUUACUUAAAGAUUUGGAAAUACCCGUAGAAAUAAAACAUAUAUUUGAUAAGAAAAUCAUAUAUGAAUAUGUCGAUCUGUGCUCCGAUGAUGAAACCGAAAGCGAUGAAAUUGAAAACGUUAAUGAAUUUCUUUUUUCGCUAAUAAAAUCCGAUAUACACUCGAAAGAGGUAGAAGAGAAGACGGAAACAGUUCCGCAGUUUGAAUCUAUAUCGUCAAGAACGGAUUUGGAUGGAACUUCAAUUAUUAAUUUGAAAGAUAUAAAAUUUGAUGUAUUAAAUUUUAACGGUGAUAAUGAGAAGAAACUCUUUAAAAGACGGUCGGAUCUCCUAAAUGAAGAAGUUUCGAUAAAGAAAAAACGUUUGCCUUCGUUAUCUUCUAUCGAAACUUUAUCUUCAAUUUCCCCUGUCAAAAGCGAAGCGGACCUUGCUCGAAAGCUUGGAAAGUUUGCAAUCAAUCAGGAAAGUACUAAUGAAAGCAACCGCCCAGGCAGCCCGCUUUCUUUCGCAACAAUAUGGAAAACAUUGAGCAACAAGGACAAGAAUAAUCUAAAAAUAAUUUCUGAACAUGUUCAAACUCAAGAAAAGUCUGAAAUCGUCGAUGGCAAAGAAGGGAGGAACGCAAUACCCGAUCAUGCAACUGGAAUAAAUAAUGAACAUCGUUUGCUUAAUCGACAAGCUUUCCCCGAACAGCAAGCUCGUCCAUCCGUUGCAUUUAAUCAAUGUCCGCAAUCUUUUGCAAAUGAAAACAAUCAGCUCGCAGCUUAUCCUGUUAAUGUUUCUAAUCCGUAUCAACCUGUCUAUGCUUUUGAUCCGUACGCGCUAGCUAAUAGGACCUCCUGCCUAAAUGAUGGUCGAUUUUUUGGCACUCCUCUUGCUUUUCCCAAUCAUCUUAUUAGAAAUUCCAUUGGCGUUGCACCUGAUUGUCCUAUUUACAUUUCUAAUCAUUAUCAGCGGCCCAACAUUUACACCAACAGUCCAGGCUUAGGCUGGUGUGCUCCGUUACAAAGUGUGCCACCUUUAUUUCCGCGUCAUAUUGCAGAUUCGCAGUUUCGCAUGCCAUAUGCUCAAACGCCGAUGCAUAGAUAUAAUUGUACUACAAAUUGUGCCCAUCCCACUCAACGAUCAGUUCCUCUUAAUGUGACUCAACAACAGAGGUCGGCAAAAAACUUCACACUCAGAUCUGUGGAAUCAAACAAGCCUACAAUUUAUGAAGAAUAUAAGAAAAGUGAAAAAUCUGGAGAAGAAUGGCAGCGGAAACAUCAAAUGCAUGAAAAACGGCACCAGAUAGAGAAAAAGGUACAAGAAGAGGGGCUUACUAGUCAAAAGAAAGACCAAAAAUUAGAAAGGAUGGAGAAAAAAAUGAAUGAAACGCAGCAGCAGACGGAAACAGAAAAACCGAUUAAAGAGUCAGUGGAAGCCAUCGAAAGCGAAAGAGGGGAAUUAAAGACGACAGAAAACGAAAAAAAUAAUGCGCAACAGCAAAUGAAUAUACAAACACAAUUGAAAGAUUCAGUAAUUGCCAAAGUAACGGGCAAAUUAGAAUCAAAGAAGAAUAAGAACAGAAAGCAUGAAGGGCAGCAGCAAAUGGAACCGCCAAGACAAGCCAAAGAAGUAACGGCUGAUGAGGAAAGGGAAAAACUGGAAUUCGAAAAGAAAGAAACGGCAAGGCUACAAAUGGAAGCAACAAAACGAAAUAAAGAACCAGCAUAUGGCAAGGAAAGCGGAGAAUUGGAAUCAAAGAAGAAACGGAGCGAAGAGAAUAAGGCACAACAAUGCAUCGAAGUGAAGAAAAAAAAGAAAAAAAGCAAAGCAGCAUCGGAUGCCAAGGAUAGGGAAACACUGGAAUUAGAGAAGAAACAGAGCCAAAAAUAUAAUAUGCGUCUACGCCUAAAAGCAAUAAAACAAACCGAAGGAAUAGCAAGCAGUUGGAAAAUUGAAGUCCCAAAAACGAUUCGAGAGGCAAGGAAUCUAAAGCAAAGGCAAAAAAUUGAUUCAAAGAAAAAAGAGAAGAAAGAAAUCGAAAAGCAGCGUGUAUUCCAAGCUUCCUUUUUGCAAAACAAACAUGAAAAAUUAUCGAAAAUACCUAAAAUAACUCAAAAGCAAAUCUCUGAGGAUGGAAAUAAAAAUAGCGCGAUUCAUCGCGAAAAAAAUAAAGGAAUGUUUAUGCAAACACAACAUCCGGGACUUUCUGGUAGGAAAAAUGUCGAUAAAGGAUUUACAAACCUAGAGUCUAGUUCAAAUGGACAAGCUUUCACUAUUAGCCCGCUUCAAUUGAAUAAAAGCGGUUCGUCAAAUGACAGUGGCAAAGGUAAAAAGGGGACGAAAAAUCGCAAAUGUCUCACAGAAGAUGACUCCUUUGAUUCACAAGCAACUAGUUUUUCGGUUUUAAAAAAAAUGAAACGAAAUUGUAAUGACGUUAUUAACAAUCAAUCGAGUUUACUUCCUUCGCGAGAUAAGCUAAAUCAAGUAGAAACUCUAUCCGCAGCGGGGCAAACAUUUUAUGCAUACCUAGCUGAAGAGCGCUCUGAAAUUGUUGAAGAGUGUGAAACAUAUACCUCAAAAAUUACCCAACAUAAGAAGCGUAACAACAAUUGCAAAAUGACUGAAAAGAGCACUACUUUCUGUGUUCUUUGUAAAUCCCGACCCAAUGAUUUGGUUAAUCAUUACAUACGAAAGCAUCGCACCGAAUCGUAUAUAUCUCGUCUGACAAACGCUGAAUUACGUGGGUUGAUUAAAAAUACAAAUUAUGCAGAUCCACAAAAAUCCAGCAACCAAUCUAUCGAAUGCUACACAGUUAUUUGCCCUUUCUGUCAAUAUGAUGUAACUGAAUCGUUUAUGAGGCUAUAUAAUCACUUUUCCAAACAUACGGGAGAAUACGCUUUCAUCUGCAGCUGGUGUUUAUUGUCCAAACCGUUUCGCGCUGACAUUGAAUCCCAUCAGCGGCAUGCGAAGAAUUGUCGGAACGCAAACAUAUCGAUAUUAUAUCGUUAUCCGCGGAACGCAACAGUAAUUUAUUUAUAUUACUGUUCUUUAUGUAAUUAUGUGCAACUGAACGAAGCCAACAUUGCGAAACAUUUGCGUGAACAACAUAACCCACACGAUGCAGUCCAAGCUAAUAUCAAAAAUUGUAUUCUCGCAGCAAUAAGAGAAGAACCACGGACGCAACUCGAAGAAAUUAUUCCGAAAUCAAAAACAAUUGAAUCUGAUUUAAUUGAAGGUAAAAACGAGACGUUGUCAGAAAAGUUGAAUUAUUUAAAUGAAAAAGAAAAACUUGCCGUGCGUAAUGAACCGUGUGUUGAGAUACGCGAAAUGGAUGAGUUUCCUACAUCUGAAAUUCCCUGGUCUGUUGCUGGGAAUAGAAUGAUUCCUAUAAAAUGUGAAGAGAUUGACAUUAGUGAAACGAGUUUUCAAGCCCAAACACUUUCUUCGACUUCGUUGAGACAUUCACCGCCUAAAUCUUUAUUCAACCAGAUAACUAACGAAUCGCAAUAUGAAGGGCUUGAAAAGGUUGAAUUUAACUUAGCUGAAAUAAGAGACAGGGCGGUUGAAGACAUGUCAUGUUCCAAUGAACCAUGCACAAACGACAUUGAUGUGGGUAAUAAACUAAUGGAACUUAAAACUGCCCAAGUUCACCGUUCGAUAAAAGAAAUUGAAAUAACUUCGAUAAAAUGUGAAGCAAUUGAGAUUAGUGACAACCAUUCUCCCAUAGCACCAUCAUUUCCCCCUCCAGCAAUUGGUGCGCAAUUUGAGCUAUGGCCUAAGCAAAUAGUAGCCGAAGCUGUGUUUAAAUACCGUUCUAUACCUGCAAAUGAAAGAUAUUGGGGGUUGUACAAAUGCAUCUAUAACAAUUGUUAUUUUUCAACUGAUGAAAAAAAUGAGUUUUUAUCUCAUCUGAAAUGUCAUGAUGAUAGUGGAUGCCCUCCGAAGAAAUAUCUCCAAUGUGCUUAUUGCACUCCUUUAAACAAGUGUAACACAGCGCAAGAAUUGGUCGAACAUAUUCAACUAAAGCAUCAACAUAGCAUAUAUCAAUGUUCCUUGUGUUCUUAUCGCAGCUCUACCUCAUCGAAUGUCACCAUUCAUCAGCAGUUGAAGCAUUCAACCGUACGACAGAACUGUAUAAUAUACAAGUGCGGUAAUCAAGAAAGUACUUACCACCAAGAGAAGCAAUAUUUAAUGACGAAAAAGGCUCAAUAUGUACAAAAAAUCGCAUGUCCAUAUUGUGCAGCAAGUUUCUACGGAUCCAUUCAUCUAAAGAGGCACGUGAAUGAUGCCCAUCAAGUAUACAGUUUCAAUUCAGACGACUUGAAGAUUUAUUCCUGCAUUUAUUGCGAGACGAGUGACACGGAUCAAAAGAAUAUUCACAUGCAUCUAGCCGUCAAUCAUCCUGAUGAGCUCCCUUUCAUGUGUAAUCAUAAUGCAACUGAAGCUGCAAAGGUUGAUUGUGUUGAGUCUUUGAAACUGAUCAAUGUAGGCGAGACAAUAUCUUCAAAUUUCAUAGAAGAUAUUAGUAAUCAAAGAUUCGGUGCUAAAGAUUUUAAUGAAAAGAAACUACUACAGUUGGAUGUCAGACGGGAUUUAGAGGCACUAAAUGAUACGGUCAAAGUUCAUUUACUUAAAUUGACAAAAUCUACAGAGGUGCCAUUAGUUAGUUUAUUUCGUUGCCCAGAAUCUAUAUGCGGAAGCUGUUUUCCGUCAUAUGAAGCCUGGUUUCAACAUAUGAAAGCCUGCCAUCAGAGUUUAUUUUAUUAUUGCCCCCAUUGUCCAUCUAUCAAUACGGAUCGAGAGCUGCUCAGUCUUGAAAAUUUCAAAAUACACUUCGAGGAACAUUCCCGUCGUAAUUAUAUUUGCUUUGACUGUUUGAAUACUUUCAACUGCGGGAAGGUACUGAGAAUACACGCCCUAACAGCUCAUAAUUUUAAUGAAUGGAGUGUCGAAGAAAUACAUGACAACAGCUUUGAUUGUUAUUAUGUUUUAAUCCGGAAAAAUCUCUACAAAGAUCGUUUAGCAUUUUUGACAAAAUUUGUGGAGAUGCUUGAUAAUCAAUUACGGAAAUUAGGAGACAAGAACGAAUUGCAAAAUGAAUGGCUAAUACCAAAAGCCACGCCCUGGUUAGAGAAUUUUCCCGUAAGCAUUAGCGAUUGGAAAAUCUCAAAGAAAUGUUUAUAUAGCGCGUGUGAUUUUCGCGCAGCAGAAGAUGACGCGUGGUUCGAGCACGUAUGUAAUGAACACGAUAUUUCUGGACGUGGUUUCUCGUGUUCUCAAUGUGCAUUCGAAAUCCCACGUUGCGAAUCGUGGGAACCUAUAAUUGAACAUUUAAAAAUCCACUCAAAUUGCUAUCUUUACAUAUGCUGCGUGUGCUUGUCUUAUCACUGCUAUCGAUCAAAUCUAACGGCGCAUAUAAUACAGGAACAUGACGCACAGGACGUGCCAUUUGUUCAGCUUAUCAAAAAAUACAAAACCGUUUUUGUUGAAGUAGGCUUCAGUUUUGCAAGAGGAGCCCGUUGUUUUUCCACCAUACACGAUUGCAUUUGCUGUGAAAAGCAUGAUAUGUUGGGGCGAGACGAGUUCGGUUUACACCUCAAGAAUUAUCAUAAAUUAACAUUAAGUUAUUACUGUCAGUUAUGUUACAAGUAUUUAGAUAAUCCUCAUAGUUGCGAUGAUCACUUAAAAGUAAAACACACUUCAGACAAACCAAAAAUUUAUUGCAAAUUAGCAUUUAAAGGCAAUGUGACCGUAAAGUCAGUAAAGCCAUUUGAGUUAGAAGUGGGUAAUUCCGCGGCAAUAAAAAUUGAAACAACUACGCCACUAUAGUUGCAAAAAAAUACGACAAUAUAAAACUAACAAACGAUAGCAUAUAUGUUAUCGGCAUGAAAAAAAUCUCCAAAAAAUCUUUAAUCCAAUAUAUAAUACUUUACUUUAAUAUCAAAUUUAAAUAUCAAAAAAGUGAAUCAAAAGCAAAUUUUAAAACCACUAAGCGAUCGAUAAUGAAACUUUCACCUCAUGAUUGUCACCUAACUGAAAUUCAUACAGUGAAAUUCAUUCACAAGUCAUACUAAAAUGAUUUUAGGAAAGAAAUCUGUUUUUUCCACCGUUGUAUUUAUUAAAUUUAAAUUUAAUCUUAAUAUUCUUUCUAUAUAUUUUUGUUUCCUACUACCUGCCUAUUACGUACCUGUCCUAUGACAAAGACUCGUCUCUAGAGCCCUCUAGAGCGUAGUCCAAAUUUCGUCAUAUAGGUUAAUGGACAAUUUACACAAAUUGUUCCAUUGCGCUUGUUCACACACCUGGAAAAUUCGAUUGGUCCUCCAAUACAUAUUUAUCGGCAUUCUAAAUAUUCUUUAUAUAUUUUGUUAGGAAAAGAAAGUGAAAAGGAAAGAAUAACAAAUUUAAAUAACGCAAUAAUAGUCUUCUUCUAUAUAAUUCCGAGAAUGUAUUCCAUAAAUAGCUCGUUAUUUCUGCACAGCACUUAAAAAAAAAAAAUGCAACUCUUCGCGUUUGUUUAAAGGUUAUGGUGCCUUUAAAUUAACGACAUUUUAACAAAACAAACUUUUCAUGACCUAUUGUUGUUUGUGUGCAUAUAAAAGACGAAAAUCAAAGUUCAACUUAUAAUAAUCAUAUCUACGCAUAACCUCAAAACUGAAAAAUAAAUACAUUGCCGUGGAUUCACUCUCUGACAAUGAAUUGAAUAAAUUGGAAAAAAGUCUGGGACUGUUUAAUUCAUUCGCUGUUUGCGACAUUUCCCUUGAUAGUUCUUUUCUCUCGAAAAUUAUAAUUUUUCAAAUAAAAAUGCACGUAAUUGUAGUCAACAGUCAAGUCGUUUUCAAAAUAUAUGGGUUCACGUUUUUAAUAAAGAAAAGUAAACAAUUUCGCUUUUCCCUAAGAGACGCUCCUUCUGGAUUCGCAACCCCUGCCAUAAGGCGAAUAUCUAUUUCUUUUUGUUUUUAAUAAGUUUAUUAUACUUAAACAUAUUUACUAAACAAGUACGUCUAAUACGUCUACGUGUUGAACGAUUCGGAACGUAAACCAUUUAUUGUUUGCGGUAAAUUAAUUCUUACUAAUUCUUUAUAAUUGAUAUCGCAUUUGGAAAGUUUCGGUAUAAAUAUAGAAAGGAAACUGGAAUUUUUAAUUAUUAAAUAAAAAACAAAAAGAAAGAAUUUUAAAUUGAAUUGAAUUGAAUUAUAAAAUUUCUACUAAUUUUAAAACUUAACUAAAUUUAAUUUUAAAAUCAUUCUAUUAACCGAUCUUUAUACGAUAAACUUUUGUGACAACAGCUACAAGCAUAUGUAUAUUCACUUUAUUUUACAUAUAUAUG
Messenger RNA from Glossina fuscipes, 7900 nucleotides. RefSeq lists its product as uncharacterized. Bases 394 to 6402 code for a protein of 2002 amino acids. Gene Ontology annotation, biological process: regulation of DNA-templated transcription. Gene Ontology annotation, molecular function: RNA polymerase II cis-regulatory region sequence-specific DNA binding; DNA-binding transcription factor activity, RNA polymerase II-specific. Lineage: Eukaryota; Metazoa; Arthropoda; Insecta; Diptera; Glossinidae. The record is from RefSeq and is a predicted model, not a curated record. The transcript is spliced from 7 exons.